Messenger RNA from Xenia sp. Carnegie-2017, 1566 nucleotides. RefSeq lists its product as uncharacterized. Bases 1 to 1566 code for a protein of 521 amino acids. Lineage: Eukaryota; Metazoa; Cnidaria; Anthozoa; Malacalcyonacea; Xeniidae. The record is from RefSeq and is a predicted model, not a curated record. The transcript has a single exon.
AUGGCAGAAGGAUUUUCCAGGCCAACACGACUCUCGUUUGAAGGCAACGUUGCUGAGAAUUGGCGUCGCUUCAAACAGAACUAUGAAAUAUACAUUGUUGCUGCAGGACAUAGUCGGAAAUCAAAGAAAGAAAAGUCAUGCAUCCUCUUAAAUCUAGCUGGCGAAGAUGCAUUUGAAAGAUAUAAUUCUUUUACCUACAACGAAGAGGAAGACAAAGACGAUCCAGAAAUUCUAGUGAAGAAAUUUGAAGAAAUUUGUAUGCCGCUUAAGAAUUUAACAUUCGAAAGACAUUUAUUUCGUACAAAGAAGCAAAGUCUGUCAGAGUCGAUUAGUUCCUUUGUUACGGAUUUGAAAAACAUUGCUCGAAAGUGCGAGUUUGGUGACCUCGAGAGCGAACUCAUUAAAGAUCGUAUUGUGUGUGGGAUUAACAGUGAUGCAGUAAGAAAUAUUCUAAUACGCAAAACAAGUUUAACUUUAGACAAGGCUCUAAACAUAUGCAGUGCAAACGAAUUGUCGGAACAACAAGUAAAAGAUCUUACUAAUUAUCAAGAUGUCGAUGAACUGAAGGCUAGGAAGAAUUUGAAAACCUCAAGAGGAAGUUACACAAACUUAAGUCAAACAAAAGAAGAUAAACAUCGAGGACAAAGAUUCGUAUUAAAGAACAAUUGCAGAAACUGUGGAGGAAAACAUCUUCCAAAGCAAUGCCCAGCUUUUGGAAAAAUUUGCCACAAAUGUCAUAAGAAAAACCACUUUGCUCGGGUGUGUCUAACGUCUACACUAAAGUCACAAAGAACAGUUCAUGAAGUUAGUGAUGAAGAAUUGUUUAUUGGUGCUGUUAAUGCAAUCAAACCUACGCAACAACGCACAAGCUCGAAAGUCGACUAUCGAAUGAAUAUUGAAGCUGUAGAAAAAAGCAAAGACGAGUGGUAUUCUGAACUCAAGUUUGGCAGACAUUUGGUGAACGUGAAGGUGGAUACAGGCGCAAAAUGUAAUGUGCUUUCUAAAAAAUUGUUCGAUAAAGUCAAAGAAGCUGAGCAACAAGUUACCAAAACAAAUACAAAGCUAAUGUGGAAUAGUGGAGAUUCAGUUCAAACCUUGGGACAAGCAGUGAUGACGUGUUCUCACAAAGGCAAACGAUACAAUCUUCUUUUCUAUAUAGCGACACACGAUGUAAAGCCUAAUCUAGGUUUACCUGAUUGCGAGCGUUUGGGUAUGGUGAAAAGAAUUAAAGAUGUCAAACCUAUUUUCACUAGGGACGAUAUUCUCAAUGAAUAUGCAGAUCUCUUCGAUGGCAAACUAGGAUGUUUACUCAUUAAACAUCAUAUCAGUGUCAAUCCAAAUGUAAAACCUACAAUUCAUCCUCCUCGACGCGUUCCAGUAGCUAUGAGAACGAAAAUUAAAGAAGAGUUAGAACGAAUGCAACAGAUGGGUGUCAUCGAUCCUGUAGAAAAACCUACGGAAUGGGUUUCGUCAAUGGUAACAGUGGAAAACCAAACAAGUUACGAAUAUGUAUUGAUCCUAGACAUCUUAAUGAAGCCAUUCAGCGAGAACAUUACCCUCUCUUAA